Messenger RNA from Balaenoptera musculus (blue whale), 841 nucleotides. It is a transcript of the gene RPL12, whose product is annotated as ribosomal protein L12. The record is from RefSeq and is a predicted model, not a curated record. Gene Ontology annotation, molecular function: large ribosomal subunit rRNA binding; structural constituent of ribosome. The transcript is spliced from 8 exons. Bases 123 to 674 code for a protein of 183 amino acids. Gene Ontology annotation, biological process: translation. NCBI's taxonomy places the organism in Eukaryota, Metazoa, Chordata, Mammalia, Artiodactyla, Balaenopteridae. Gene Ontology annotation, cellular component: cytosolic large ribosomal subunit; ribosome.
GCCUUUAUCCAGCGCAAGUGCCCUAUUUUCCGGUCUUUCGGCUUUCGGCUCGGAGGAGGUUCAGGUGCAACUUUCUUCGGUCGUCCCGAAUCCGGGUUCAUCCGACACCAGCCGCCUCCACCAUGCCGCCUAAGUUCGACCCCAACGAGAUCAAAGUCGUGUACCUGAGGUGCACCGGUGGGGAAGUCGGUGCCACGUCUGCCCUGGCCCCCAAGAUCGGCCCCCUGGGUCUGUCUCCAAAAAAAGUUGGUGAUGACAUCGCCAAGGCAACUGGUGAUUGGAAGGGUCUGAGGAUUACAGUGAAACUGACCAUUCAGAACCGACAGGCCCAGAUUGAGGUGGUACCUUCUGCCUCUGCCCUGAUCAUCAAAGCCCUCAAGGAACCACCAAGAGACAGAAAGAAGCAGAAAAACAUUAAGCACAGUGGAAACAUCACUUUUGAUGAGAUUGUCAACAUUGCCCGACAGAUGCGGCAUCGAUCUUUAGCUAGAGAACUCUCUGGAACCAUUAAAGAGAUCCUGGGGACCGCCCAGUCUGUGGGCUGCAAUGUUGAUGGCCGCCACCCUCACGACAUCAUAGAUGACAUCAACAGUGGCGCGGUGGAAUGCCCAGCUGUGCAAGCAGGGGUGGAAAACUGCUUUAGUGGAAAGGACUGCCCGAGAUCGCUGGAGUGAGGAACAUUCCAGGACACGUGCCCUCAUUCAAGCAGAGACUACUACGACCAGACCACUGCCAAAAUACCUGACCUUUUAAGUAGGAACCAAGUCUUUCACUCAUUCUUCAUAAAUCAACGUUUCUGGAGUGUUUUUUCCACUGAAUUAAAGGUAAAUCUUUAAAACAG